AUGAAGGUAGAGCGUAGGGGAACAUCCUUGGUUACGUGGGGAAUCCGUAAGCAAUCUUCCGGAAGUCUGCAGUUUGAAAUCAGUAUGUCCCCUACCCGACACACCCGAAGAGGCUCUAGAGGCGCCUAUCUUUUCAGAGUUCUGGAGGCUGUCAGUAUUUCUGGGCUUGUGGCUACAUCACUACUUGUAGCGUUCAAGGUGGUGCUGCUCGGGGAAGGCUGCGUGGGGAAGACGUCGCUGGUACUGCGCUACUGCGAGAACAAGUUCAACGACAAGCACAUCACCACUCUGCAGGCAUCUUUCUUAACAAAGAAGUUAAAUAUUGGUGGGAAAAGAGUAAACCUUGCCAUAUGGGACACAGCAGGUCAAGAGAGAUUUCAUGCAUUGGGUCCAAUUUACUACAGAGAUUCAAAUGGAGCCAUUUUAGUUUAUGAUAUAACAGAUGAAGAUUCUUUUCAGAAGGUAAAAAACUGGGUGAAAGAAUUACGGAAAAUGUUGGGAAAUGAAAUCUGUUUAUGUAUAGUUGGUAAUAAAAUUGAUUUGGAAAAGGAGAGACAUGUUUCCAUUCAAGAAGCAGAAUCGUAUGCAGAAUCUGUGGGAGCAAAGCAUUAUCAUACCUCAGCCAAACAGAACAAAGGAAUUGAGGAACUUUUUCUUGACCUUUGUAAAAGGAUGAUAGAAACAGCACAAGUGGAUGAGAGGGCAAAAGGCAAUGGCUCUAGUCAACCAGGAGCUGCAAGACGAGGUGUACAGAUUAUCGAUGAUGAACCUCAAGCUCAGAGUGGUGGUGGAGGGUGUUGUUCUUCUGGAUAACUGUUCACACCUAAGAAAUUGAAAAAACAAAACUGUGGAUCAUUGCCCUCAACGUGAAGACUGCCAUAUUUCAAGUCACAUUAUUUUACCAAUGGAGUUAUAGAAUUAACAGUAUUUUAAAUUACAUUUAUAACACUGCAGAGACCUUAAGUGCUAAACUUAGUGGAGUUUGUGACCAGAGAAUUGGCAUUUUCUACAAAUGUUAACAAAGCAAUUACCAAUGGCCUUUUUACAUAUUUUUUUCUUUAAUGAGAAAUAAUAUGCAUGUAGAAAAGACCUACUUAAAGGCUUCAUUUAUAUUCUUUUAAAUCAGAUCUUUAUUUAAUAACUUAUAUAUGUUGUUGGAAUGGUAUGCAUUUUUGCAGCCCUUUGUAUUUUGUGGUAGUUUGAAUUGUAUCUCUCCUAAACAGCAAACUGAUUUUGUUUUUGUUUUUAGUUAGCAGAUACCUGAAGUACUAUUUUUGCAGGGUUUG
Fukomys damarensis (Damara mole-rat) is the source of this 1286-nucleotide messenger RNA. RefSeq names its product RAB21, member RAS oncogene family (gene Rab21). Gene Ontology annotation, biological process: Rab protein signal transduction. The record is from RefSeq and is a predicted model, not a curated record. The coding region runs from base 1 to 813 and encodes 270 amino acids. Lineage: Eukaryota; Metazoa; Chordata; Mammalia; Rodentia; Bathyergidae. The transcript has 9 exons. Gene Ontology annotation, molecular function: GTPase activity; GTP binding.